AAUCACUUGAUUAACCAUAGUUAGAAAAAAAAACCCUGAAUCUAUUCCAUUUCUCUUUCUUCUGUUACAUGUUACAUGUGUCUCCUGUUCUGUAUGCUUUCCUCUGCAACUUCUUCGCCGCCUUCCAUAUCCCUUCCCAUUCUGAAAUUUUGAGGUUUCUCUUUGUUCGAGCCGUGACUCGGUCUCUGAAGACUCAUGUUAACUACCAAGUGCAGUGGGGCUAGCGGCAGGUUUCCGUGUUUGGGCUGUCAAAGGUGGUUCGCACUUCGCAGUUAACAUUGUAUUUUUGUCGGAUGCAACGACAAUAGUAGUGGUUGAGUUUUAUUUUCUUUUGUUAUGAGAGUGUUUCUUUACAUUGAUUCAUCAUGCCUCUGCAUGAGUUAUACCGUGUGGCUAAAGGGAAGCUUGAUCCUAUAGAGAUGAACAACAACACAUGUGCAGUUGAUCAAUCUUCUGUACCCAAUAAUGAUUUGCUUGAGUUGGUUUGGGAAAAGGGCCAGAUUUCAGUGCAGGGUCAGUUCAGUAGAGCUAGAGUGAGCCCAAAUUGUAAAACUUUGCCAUCUCACUGCUUACCAUCUCACACUCCAAUAGGAUAUGCUAAUAAUGCUAUUUCUACCAAUACAAGGAUGGGGAAGUGUGGGAAUUUAGGUGCUGAAUUGAAUGAAAUUAGAAGGCUUGUCCCUUCAGGUGAAGUGGAUUUGAGUGAAGAAGAGGAAGACAUGGUGAUGCCUUGGUUCAAUUAUGGAAUGGAAGACUCUUUGCAACACGGAUAUAGUACUGAUUUUUUCCAUGAACCAUCAUCAUAUGGGGUCACCAUGAAUGAGCUUUCAGCAUCAAAUAAUUUUUCUUUGCUAGAUAGAAGAAAUAAUUGUACUAAGAUAUUUAGGGACACUCAUAAACACUCUUCAUAUGCACCUGUUAGAUCCAGCGUAGCAGAUAUAGCUGAAAACAAUGCAAAUAAUGUUCCAUCUGGCUCAAGUGGUUUUUCUAGCUUAAAGAUGGAGAGGCAAGGUCCAGUUAUGUGUAGCAGUAGUUCCACCAUGAUGAAUUUUUCCCAUUUUGCAAAACCUGCUGCUAUUGUCAAAGCUAACAUUGAGAACAUUGGCUUGGCAUCAAGAUCAGGAAAUGAGGGAAUACAGAUAAAAAGUGCUGCUGCAACUGUGACCAAUCCUGCUGAAUCAACAAAAGUUGAAUUAAGUGGAGAGUGUCCAAAGAAACCAGCCACACACAAUCAAGAUCAAGAUGUCACUGUUUCUACAAAGUGUGACCCUUCUUGCAAAGAUGUUUCCAAGGUUGAUCAAAAUCAAACUUCAAAUCUAGUUGUUGGGGAAAGUGUGAAUAAAGGACACGAAGCUGUUGAAAAAGGAGUGGAGCUAGCUGUGGUCUCUUCCUCUGUUUGCUCUGGCAAUGGUCCAGAGAGGGGUUCGGAGGAUCCAAAUCAAAAUUUGAAGCGAAAAAGUAAAGACACUGAGGACUUUGAGAGCCAAAGUGAAGAUGUUGAGGAAGAAUCAGUUGGUGUCAACAAGGAAGUUCCUGCACGACGAAAUGGAGCCAAGAAAAGCCGUUCAGCCGAAGUGCAUAAUCUAUCUGAAAGGAGACGAAGAGACAGGAUCAAUGAGAAGAUGCGUGCGUUACAGGAACUUAUACCAAAUUGCAAUAAGGCGGAUAAAGCUUCAAUGUUGGAUGAGGCGAUAGAGUAUCUCAAAACACUUCAACUCCAACUUCAAAUUAUGUCAAUGGGAACUAGUUUAUGUAUGCCUGCAAUGAUGUUACAUCCGGGAAUGCAACACAUGCAUGCACCACAUAUGGGUCCUUUUUCACCUAUAGGUGUUGGCAUGCAAAUGAGGUUAGGAGUGGGUUGUGGAAUGGGCAUGCCUGAUGCUAAUGAUAUUGAGUCCUCUAGAUUUAUUCAAGUGCCCCAAAUGCAAGGAACUCAUCAUCCUAGUCAGGGUCACCCCAUUCCAAUGCCACAUGCUCCCAUCUUUUCUUUCCCAGGAGAACCUUUUAUCAACCCAUCAACUUUAGGACUUGUGGAAACUGUGGAUAAGGCUUCUUCAGCCUUUGGCUUAAUUAAGGAUCAGAUUCCACAACUUGCACAGAACACCAACAACGGUUGUAAUUCAACAAAUCAGAUGUCAACAGUACAGUGUGAAGCAACCAUUGGUGGAUUUGAACACUCAAUUUUGGUACUUAAUAGUGGUCAUGCAACUUCGGUAAAUGACAGAGGAGCUAUUAAUCCCAGUACAGAAGAUAACCCUUAUCAUUGAUAAAUCUAGCAAGUAUUACUAGAUGCUCGUGAUAAAUAUACGUGUUUAUUUUGACGUUUUACUUAUUAUUAAAAAAGGAGUGUUAUAUUUGAACAACUUAAUCAUUCAGCUGUACUUGUAGGUUACUUAUGAUUAAUGCAUUGACUAUGGCUAAUAAAUUUUUAUCUCUUGCUUCUCA
This is a messenger RNA of Glycine soja, 2445 nucleotides long. Its product is annotated as transcription factor PIF3-like. The transcript has 8 exons. Bases 366 to 2267 code for a protein of 633 amino acids. Gene Ontology annotation, biological process: regulation of DNA-templated transcription. Gene Ontology annotation, molecular function: protein dimerization activity; DNA-binding transcription factor activity. The record is from RefSeq and is a predicted model, not a curated record. NCBI's taxonomy places the organism in Eukaryota, Viridiplantae, Streptophyta, Magnoliopsida, Fabales, Fabaceae.